Molecule: messenger RNA, 3165 nt
Organism: Magallana angulata
Lineage: Eukaryota; Metazoa; Mollusca; Bivalvia; Ostreida; Ostreidae
Exons: 1
Coding region: 1-3165 (1054 amino acids)
Biological process (GO): DNA repair; telomere maintenance
Molecular function (GO): DNA helicase activity
Source: RefSeq, a predicted model, not a curated record
AUGGACAUACAGUUUGUUCUAGAUCCAUUCAGUUGUAUUGUGUAUGUUGUGUCAUACAUAUCAAAAGCGGAGAGAGAGAUGGGCAUGCUUUUGAAGCAGACUAAGAUUGAAGCCAGUGAAGGAAACUUGAAUGCUAAAGAAACAAUGAAAAAAAUCGGAUCAGCUUAUUUAUCUCACCGUGAGGUUAGUGCUCAAGAAGCAGUAUUUCGGAUUUGCAAUUUGAGAAUGAGAGAGUGCUCCAGAAAAGUAUUAUUUGUCCCAGUUGGUGAAAACCCGACAAGGUUGAGCAAACCACUGUCACAAUUGACCAAGAAAAAAGGAAAUGACCAUGAAGCUAGAGACUAUGAUUCGGACAAUCAGGAGGAAGAGGAAGAUGAUAUAUGGAUGACAAAUAUUGUUGAGCGAUAUCAACAAAGACCUGCCUGUGACCCAUUUCCAAAUAUGUGUUUAGCUACCUUCUGCUCUGAAUACAGAGUCCUGUCUAAAUCACAAAUUCCAAAAACGAAAAAAAAAGGAAUUUAUAUGUUGCAAAACGGCAAAGGUUUUGUAAAGAGAAGAAGUAAAACGGAUCCUGCUGUCAUUCGGUAUCCAAGAUUUAAUACUGAGAAAGACUCUGAAAAACAUUACCAAUCUCUGCUGCAGUUGUACUUGCCAUACAGACAAAUGACUCAUCUUAAGCCCCCAGGAUUUGACUUGUACAGGGCAUUUUAUGAAACUGGGUAUGUUUCCCUAGAAAAAUCUGACAAAUUGGAGUCUGUAAAACAAAUAGUAGACUCAAAUUGGGCACAAUUUGCUAUCAGUGAGCAGCUGCUAGAUGAAGCUCAACAAAUAUAUGAAACGAUUGGUGAUGUUGAAGAUGCUUGGGCUACACUAUGUCCAGAAACAGAAGUUGAAAGAGAAAAUUGUGACAUUGAAAGAAGAAAGAACCAGGCUGAUAACCAGGCUGAAUUCGUGGCUGACCUUGAAAACUGUGAAAGUAAAUGUAAUAUUCCCUAUACAGUGACGGUUAUGAACAGUGUCAAGGAACAAAUGAUACCUUUGUUAAGAUCGCUAAAUGCUAAGCAGAAACACAUUUUCUAUUGUUUGAGAGAGUGGUGUUUAAAGAAAGCUUCAGGAAAGAAACCAAACCCAUUCCACUUAUUUGUGACAGGGGGAGCAGGAACUGGUAAGAGUCAUCUUAUAAAAACCAUCAAUUAUGAGGCCUCCAGAAUAUUAACAAAAGUCAGUCCCGGACCAGAAGAUACUACAGUUUUGUUGACAGCGUUUACUGGAACUGCUGCAUUUAAUAUAGGUGGUUGCACACUUCACCAUGCAUUUUCCUUGAAUAAGUUCAUGCCAAUUCCUUAUGAACCUUUGAAAGAGCAAAGUUUAAGUCAGAUCCGUACUAAACUGGAGAAUUUGCAAAUACUGGUCAUUGAUGAAGUUUCCAUGGUUUACAAGAAACUUCUGUACUACAUCCAUGAAAGACUAGUACAAAUAAAAAAAAAUAAGGAUCCAUUUGGAGGUGUGUCUAUACUAGCUGUUGGAGAUUUCUUUCAACUCCCACCGGUAAAACAAAGCAGAGCGGAAUGGUUGUUCAAAGAGAAUCCAUGUUAUCCAUGUGACUUUUGGAAUGAAUAUUUCCAACUAGUGGAAUUGGAUGAGAUCAUGCGUCAAAGAGAAGAUCUAGAAUUUGCUGAAAACCUCAAUCGUUUGCGCACUAGAACUUCUAAUGAAGAAUUAGGAGAACAUGUUUUACAAAUGCUGAAACGCUGUGUCAGAGGUGGAAACGAAAAUUCCUUGCAUGUGUUUGCAACAAAUGCUGAAGUAAAUGAGCACAACCUGAAAAUGAUAAACAGUUCGUGUACAGAUUUACGGGAAAUAGUGGCAAAAGAUUUUGAGAGGGAUAAAACAAGCGGUAAAAUGACAUUAAGGGAAAAACCCUUUGUGCGACAUAAGACAGAUGGGAUGUCAAGUUUACUUUCUCUAUCAGUCAAUGCAAGGGUAAUGUUAAUUCGCAACAUUGAUAUGUCAGAUGGACUAGUGAAUGGUGUUAUUGGAACGGUCUUGGAAAUCUCAGAAGAAUCCAAUGGAGACAUCAAAUCAAUAACAGUUUCCUUUGACAACAAAAAAGUUGGAGAAAAAACUGGAUUUAAGAGAGGUUCAUAUUUUGCUGUUCAGAUUCAUAGAUGUGAGGAAGAAAUGAAAACAACAUCAAACAAAAGUUUCAGAAGACAUCAAUUUCCUCUUCGACUAGCAUGGGCUUGCACGGCACAUAAAGUCCAAGGAUUGACAACAACAGAAAUAGCUGUUGAUUUAAAUAAAGUGUUUUCUGCUGGCCAAGCAUACGUUGCAUUAAGCAGAGUUACCUCUGAAGAUGGUUUAAGUAUCUCAGUUUCAAAUGAUGGUGUGUUAAAGAGCAAAAUCUAUGCUGAUAAGGAAGUGUCUGAAGCUCUGUCAAAAAUGCCGCGGUUUUUCACUGAGAAUAACAAGGAUUUGUUGGAUAACAAGUGUGUCAGAAAAAUAAUUUUGCACAAUAUUCAGAGUCUUCGCCAACAUUUUAAUGACAUGGCACAUGAUUGCAGAUUUAAAGACACAGAUGUGAUCUGCCUAACUGAAACUUGGUUGUCAAAUGUCGACCCGUUAGAGAAUUUCCAUUUGGAAAAAUUCCAUCUCCAUCACCUGACAAGAAGUGAAGCUUAUGAAGAAGCAGAUGAGAUGUUCAGUAAGUUAAAGAGGUCAAAAGGAGGUGGCAUUGCUGUGUAUUUAAAAGAUACAUGCAAUAUCACACGAAAGGAGCUUCCAGUUCAAAACAUUGAGGGAAUUCUGUUAGAAGAUCACUUGAAUAGCAUUAUAUAUGUUGUUCUCUACAGGCCCAAUGUAUAUGCUUUGCAAAAAUUUCAAAUGAACUUAGAAAUGCUGCUAAAAUCAUUGGAUAAGAAAACAGAGGACAAGGUGGUGAUGGGAGAUUUCAAUGAAAAUAUAUUGGCUUCCAAUAUUUCAACGAUCAAACUCAUGAAAAGCUAUGGGUAUCAACAGGCAGUAGAUUUUCCAACUACUGAAAAUUCUACACUUAUUGAUCAUGUUUACACAAAACUUCAGAUGACAAAAAUUCAAACAACACCGUUGCCAACAUAUUAUAGCUACCAUGAAGCUAUCUCCAUGAACCUUUAUAAUGCAACAUGA